AUGGUACUUUAUUUUGAGAAUAAACAUCAAUUUAAAUUUGAUUUUGAAACUACAAGUUUAGCUUAUUUCAAUAGAUAUCCUAAUCCUUAUGCUAAACAUGUAUUAUCAAUAGAUACAAUUGAAUCAUAUAUUGAUAAUCAAGGUCAAUUAUGUACCACAAGAUUAAUUGUUAAAACUGGUCGAUUACCAAAUUUUAUUAAACCUAUAUUAGGUAAUAGUUUAAAUUCUUGGAUUAUUGAAAAAACUAUAAUUAAUCGUCAUGAAAAAACUUUGGUUUCUUAUACUAGUAAUCUUGAUCAUCGGAAAUUUAUUCGAGUUGAAGAAUAUCUUAAAUAUAAAGGCACACAAAGUGAAAAUGGUUAUGGAUUGACAAAUUUAGAGAGUAAAGUGAAAUUUAGUUCAAAUUUAUUUGGAUUUAAACAAAAAAUUGAACAAUGGAGUCAUAAAAAAUUUUCUACAAAUAUUAAAAAUUCUCGUGAAGGAUUACAAUAUGUUAUGAUGAAAUUAAAACAACGAAGUUAUUAA
This is a messenger RNA of Candida dubliniensis CD36, 525 nucleotides long. RefSeq lists its product as uncharacterized. Gene Ontology annotation, molecular function: phosphatidic acid transfer activity. Gene Ontology annotation, biological process: phospholipid transport. Bases 1 to 525 code for a protein of 174 amino acids. The transcript has a single exon. Lineage: Eukaryota; Fungi; Ascomycota; Pichiomycetes; Serinales; Debaryomycetaceae. The record is from RefSeq and is a predicted model, not a curated record. Gene Ontology annotation, cellular component: mitochondrial intermembrane space.